AUGGCCUCUCUCGACGACAUCUGGGACGCUCCGGCCGAGUCUGCUUCCACUGCGCCCCCGUCUGCACCUAUACUCAUUGACGAUGACGACGACGACUCGACGAGCCACCCCAAACCCCCCGCCCGGCCACGCUCAACCUUGUUUCUCGACUCCGGCUCCGAGGACGACGCUCCCUCCACCUCCAAGACACACUACGCGUCCAGGCCCGGCUCGUCCAAGCCCGACAUCGACGCCUUCUUUGACGACCUUGACGACCCGGAGACUGCGUUCCAGGCGCUCGCGCCCUCCCUCGACGUCGACACCCUGAAGCGACAAGCAGGCGCGAACCUCCCUCCGCUCACUCCCCACCAGAUCCUCCCAAGCAGCUCGCCCCCGCGCGACCUCGGAGGCGACAAGGCUGGAGCAAAGUCGAAGGCGGAUGGACGGAAGGGCGAGAAGGGCACGACGACCGCGCGGAAGAAACGGCCGGUCCUGGACGAGGGGCGGCUCCUUGGGCCCCAGGGGUUCCCUGCGCUCAUGAAGCAGACGAAGAAUUUCAAGCCCAAGGGCAAGGGCCACGAGCUGUCCGACCUCAACAGGCUCCUGACCGUGUACCACUUCUGGGCGCACGAGAUGUACCCGAACGCCCAGUUCAUAGACACGGUCCAGCGCGUCGAGAAGCUCUGCCACUCGAAGCGCAUGCACGUCGCGCUCGGUGUCUGGCGAGACGAAGCCAAGGGCCUCAUCAACGGCCACAAGCUCCCCGACCCGAACGCCUCCGACGACAGCUCCGACAGCGACACCGACAAGGAGGACCCCCAUGCCGCCCCUGCCACAGACGUCCCCGUCGCGACCGAGGACGAGCGUUCCUCCCCCGCGCCCUCCCGCGGCCCCUCGCUGCCGCCCACGUCCGCGUCGGAGGGCGGGCUCGACGACGACUUCGACAUCGACGCCAUGAUCGCCGAGGACGAAGCGGCCCGCGCUCGAGCACCCAUUGACACCCGCUCCCGCCCGCAACCGACGGGCGCACCCGCCACCGCAGACGAAGACGAGGAGAUGUGGGACGCGGUCAUGGCCGACUUCCCGGACGAGCCGUACGUCCCUCCCGACCGCCAGCCCCGCGCGCCCGCGGCGAAACCGCCCGUACGGGCACAGGCUGCGCACGAGGGCGAGGACGAGGACAUGUGGGACAUCGUGAGGGAGAUGGAGGCGGAAGCUGCGGCCAAGGUGGCGGCAGGCGAUCCCCCCUCAGACGGGCCGCCAUCUGGGGGAACGACCGGUCUGGCUGGCGUGGACCCUACGCGGCCGGCGUCGAACGACGAGGGUUGGGAUGAGAUGUAUGCUUAG
This is a messenger RNA of Dichomitus squalens LYAD-421 SS1, 1326 nucleotides long. RefSeq names its product Swi3-domain-containing protein. Bases 1 to 1326 code for a protein of 441 amino acids. Gene Ontology annotation, cellular component: replication fork protection complex; nucleus. The transcript has 3 exons. The record is from RefSeq and is a predicted model, not a curated record. Gene Ontology annotation, biological process: replication fork arrest; replication fork processing; DNA damage response. Gene Ontology annotation, molecular function: DNA binding. NCBI's taxonomy places the organism in Eukaryota, Fungi, Basidiomycota, Agaricomycetes, Polyporales, Polyporaceae.